UUGAAACAUACCUCUUCUCAUCGUUUUUCAUUUGCAGCUAAGCCAUCACACCGUUCCGCUGCUUUGCAGCGAACCCCCCAGGCCAGUCGCAGAAAGCCUAACCAGCGGCAGCCGGCAGCCUCCUCUGACCCUCACCCCGGGCCUCCCUCCAUCCUCCUCUCAGACACCACCAUGACACCCUGGGGAGGCCUGGCCAUCUGUGAAUCCUCCUUUACCACCAUACCCCCUCCGCCUCCACCCCUCCUGCCCCCCGCUCCAAUGCCAACACCUCCCACCUCUCCCGUUGUGAAACAGGAGGAAGAUGAGGACAGUUCAUGUUCAAGUUUCGCCUCUGACUGGCUAUCUCCACCUCUGACGGUCUCUCAGAGAAAGGCAGGUGAAGUGGGGAAGGAGCUGGGCGUGAGGAGGAGAGUGCUCCCGCAGCGCCGGGUCCCUCGCCCCCCCCGUCUCCCGCCGCUGCGGCCCAUCACCAACCUCAGCUUCUCCCGAAGCUUCACCUUCUCCUUCUUCGAGCUGCCGCUCCACCAGUCUCCCCGCUGCCGCGCGGAACGUGUCAGAAACCUCUUGCUGCUCCUGAAACAGAUACACUACUGA
This is a messenger RNA of Menidia menidia (Atlantic silverside), 594 nucleotides long. The record is from the annotation of a GenBank genome assembly. Lineage: Eukaryota; Metazoa; Chordata; Actinopteri; Atheriniformes; Atherinopsidae.